AUAUGAGCUUACAAUCACUGAAGACAAUCACCACCGAUGAGAACAAAUGCUCAGCCGAUGGACACAAGUCUUAUAAAUUGGAGAUCGUUUGGCGUAAUAUUAUAUUAAUGACAUUACUUCAUACCAGUGCUUUGUAUGGGAUAUGGAUUACAUUGAUGAGUGCCAAAUGGCAGACCAUAUAUGCCAUGUUUUUCUUCGGUCUCGCAUCUGCUCUGGGAGUGUUGGCCGGUGCUCACCGUUUAUGGUCGCAUCGGGCAUAUAAAGCCAAAUGGCCAUUAAGGUUAAUAUUAGCAUUUUUGGAGACAAUGGCCCUUCAAAAUGAUAUCUACGAGUGGUGUCGGGAUCAUAGAGUUCAUCACAAAUUCUCGGAAACGGACGCCGAUCCGCACAACUCUAACCGAGGCUUCUUUUUCGCGCACAUGGGUUGGCUGUUGUGUCGCAAACAUCCGGAAGUCAUCAGCAAAGGGAAAGCCAUAGAAAUGAACGAUAUUUGGGACGACCCUAUCGUGCGAUUUCAGCGAAGAUUUUAUAUACCUCUACUCAUCAUUAUAUGGGCAUUCAUUCCUACAUAUAUACCAUACAAAUUAUGGGCAGAAUCUUUGUGGAACUCCUUCUUCACGUGUGUGGCCCUUCGCUAUGUAUACGUCUUACACAAUUCAUGGCUCGUCAAUUCGGCGGCACAUUUAUACGGCAACCGACCAUAUGAUAAAAAUAUAGAGUCCCGAGAAAACCAAGCCGUCCAGUACUUGGCUCAUGGAGAAGGAUAUCACAACUAUCACCAUACGUUUCCAUGGGACUAUUCUGCAUCAGAGUUGGGAUGGAAAGACAACUUCAAUACGGCCACACUUUUCAUUGACUUUUUCAGUUGGAUUGGAUGGGCUUAUGAUCUAAAAAAAGUUCCACAAGAUGUUGUUAUUAAGAGACAGAUUAGAACAGGAGAUCCCAAUUUCAAGAGAUGGUCAACACUUAAAGAUUAUUGCAUUGGCUUUACAGUCACUUUUUUGCCAAUUUAUUUAGCAUUUUUAGGCCGAGCAGUGGCCACACCUUUAAUAUUAUAUCUAUUCUUUUAA
Oppia nitens is the source of this 1070-nucleotide messenger RNA. Its product is annotated as stearoyl-CoA desaturase 5-like. Lineage: Eukaryota; Metazoa; Arthropoda; Arachnida; Sarcoptiformes; Oppiidae. Gene Ontology annotation, molecular function: iron ion binding; stearoyl-CoA 9-desaturase activity. Gene Ontology annotation, biological process: unsaturated fatty acid biosynthetic process. Bases 3 to 1070 code for a protein of 355 amino acids. Gene Ontology annotation, cellular component: endoplasmic reticulum membrane. The record is from RefSeq and is a predicted model, not a curated record. The transcript is spliced from 4 exons.